Amphimedon queenslandica is the source of this 1681-nucleotide messenger RNA. RefSeq lists its product as uncharacterized. Bases 32 to 1603 code for a protein of 523 amino acids. Gene Ontology annotation, molecular function: protein binding. Lineage: Eukaryota; Metazoa; Porifera; Demospongiae; Haplosclerida; Niphatidae. The transcript has 9 exons. The record is from RefSeq and is a predicted model, not a curated record.
UGAUGUAAUAGACUUUUCUCUCUCGGUUGACAUGGAUGUUGAAAUUGAUGUGAACUAUGUUGUUUCUGAUGAACAAGCACAAAAACUGCACCCAACAUCAGAUCCUCCUUAUUCAUGUGAUACAGUAAGUGUCAUUCUUCAGACUGCACAGCUAGCAAAGAUAGAUUUCAAUAAAUCACUUUCACUUGAACUGGUUCAUGUCAACGGUACCAUUGAAGGAGAGAAGGCUGAGCUAUCAAAGUGCAGUGAUGCCAUCAUAGGUAGCUUUACUGUACCAAAGACAGCCUCGCCAUUGUUUUAUCAAGUAGAGGGGACUGACAUUGGGGGCAUUGAGUUUAAAGAGAUAAUAUCAUCUAAAACAGUAUCAUUUCCUAAGUCAGACGUAUCCCUGAUGCCAUUGAUUGACUCUGAAUCAAUCUUAUUAUCUCCUGAUGGGGAAACUGUAUUUGAAUAUCAGUACUCACUCCUGACAGAGAGAAUACAGCCUGUUCCAUUGCUUACACAAUGGGUCCUUCAAUCUAAUAAUGUUUCACUCCGUCAGAGUCUACCAACGAAAAGCUCCAUUCGUAACAGUCAGCAUGCUCACAUAAAGUUUGACAAUUUGAAUGAUUUACUAAACACAACCGGUCAAGAAAUAAACUGGACUCUAAUAGCAACAGAUGAAUGCAACAACAAUAAAGAGCAUACCUUCUCUGCUCCAGUUACUGUUCUCCCUCCUUUAGACCUAAGGACCUCUAUUUCAUGCACAGCAGAUGUUAAUGUUGAUUGGAAUAGUCUCAGUAAUGAUACUGGUCUUGAAUUGCAUUAUAAUGCAUCAUUGGAAUAUAAUAAUGGAACAACAGUGCAGCAUACUUAUCUAUCCCAGCCUGGGCUUGUUAUAAGUGAUCUCUUGUUUAAUGAGGCCCUUCAAGUGCGCAUCAGUGCUGGAUACCAGAGUGGUAAGAUUAUAUAUAAAGAGCCAUAUGACAUAAGGAAUAAUGCAGAUGUUCCAAGUCCACCAAAAAGUCUAAAGGGGAGGGACAUUACUCCUAAAUCCAAUACGUACACUGUUGAGUUGGAAUGGCUGCCUCCUGACUGCUUGAAUAGCAGGAACAGCAUUAACUACACCAUUUACCAUAAAGAGGAGCAGCAACAAAACUGGAUGAAUACUACAGUAACAGUUGAAGAGGGAGGUCAGGGCACUACUGGACUGAUUAUAAAGAACAUAGAAGUCUCAGGUCCAGGAAAUCACCUUUUCAAAGUAUCAGGGAUUAAUGAAGCAGGGUUAAGCAUUGAAUCAAAUGAGGCUAACGUUACAGUUAGUGCAAUUGAUAAUGACCAAGGGGAGUCCACUGUAGUAAUUGUCACUGUUCUUGUUCCAGUCUGCAUAAUUAUAGCACUUGGAACUGUAGGUACUCUUAUAGUGUUUGGAGCUAUUUACUUUAAAAGACAGAGUAAAAGGAAGAGGAUGGAAGAAGCAGACUAUCAGUUUGAAGAAUAUAACAAUGAAAAUGAGUAUUUAGAUGAAGACAAGAUACAUCUUUACUCAGAUCCAGAAAAAGAGGCUAUGACGUCAGCGGAGCAAAAAGAAUGGAAAGCAGAACGGCCACAGUUUUACUACUAAAAUACUAAUUGCUAUAAAUUUAUAGUUAUUGUGCCUGUAUUUAUUAUUAGCCAGUAAAUGUGUAGAUUGUGUACAGUA